Molecule: messenger RNA, 3373 nt
Organism: Arvicanthis niloticus (Nile rat)
Lineage: Eukaryota; Metazoa; Chordata; Mammalia; Rodentia; Muridae
Source: RefSeq, a predicted model, not a curated record
GAACACAGGCUGUUGACCAGAAGUCAGUGCGGAAGGGCUUCGCCGGCGGGGGGCGCCAUGGCUCCACAGUGCGGACCAACAGAACGGGUGGGGAGGAUAGGUGAGCCGAAUUCCUGCAUUUGCACACCGACGAGGGCCAGGGUCAGACUAUGUGGACACACACAACCCACUUCUUGACAUCUCCGGACGACCGCGGCUACAACCUAUGGGGAGAGGCUGUGUCAGCCGAUUAGCAGCGAGGGCUGGAUGCGAACUCGGGUGCUAGGGUACAGCCCGCCAAUCCACACAUCCCUGUAGGGGGUGGUACCGGCCAAUCAAAGGGUCCUUGCUAGAAGGCGGAGCCUGCCAACCAAAGGCUGUCCCUAUGAAGAAGCAGAAACCACGAAUCUGCUAAGCAGGGGGUGGGAGGGUGGGGGGGUGUGGAGGUGCAGGGACGCGUGGUGAUGGGGAUGCACUGCGCUUGCGGAUCAGUAUCCAUUUCCUCGGGUUCUUCAUUUCCCCUGGGACUGCAAGACAAAAUACCCAGGGCCCGGACCACAGCAGAGGGGAAUUAAGACAAGGAGGUGAACCUGGGAGGCUGCCUGGCAGAAGUGGCGCCAGCUGCCGUGGGUGGAGCCUGCCCUGUAGCCCCGCCCCCGCCCUGUCGCUCAACUGGGCUCUAGCCAGCGCGCAGCAUCCAGCGCUGCGGGCUCCGGGCUAUGGACGCCCCGGGUGCUCCGGCCCCAGCCGCUGCCCCCAGCUCGGCGAGGAAGGAGCUAAAGAUAGUGAUCGUAGGUGACGGUGGCUGCGGCAAGACGUCCCUGCUAAUGGUGUACUGCCAAGGCUCAUUUCCCGAGCACUAUGCCCCGUCGGUGUUUGAGAAGUACACGGCUAGUGUGACAGUGGGCAACAAGGAGGUGACCCUGCACCUCUACGACACGGCUGGGCAGGAAGACUAUGAUCGCCUGCGGCCCCUGUCCUACCAGAACACACACCUCGUUCUCAUCUGUUAUGAUGUCAUGAACCCCACCAGUUACGACAAUGUCCUCAUCAAGUGGUUCCCUGAAGUCACACAUUUCUGCCGAGGGACCCCCACGGUGCUCAUCGGCUGUAAGACCGACCUGAGGAAAGACAAGGAGCAGUUGAGGAAGCUCCGGGCAGCGCAGCUGGAGCCCAUCACCUACACACAGGGCCUGAGUGCCUGUGAACAGAUGCGAGGUGCACUCUAUCUGGAAUGUUCUGCCAAGUUUCGGGAGAACGUGGAAGACGUCUUCAGGGAAGCCACCAAGGUGGCCCUCAGUGCCCUGAAGAAAGCACAGAGGCAGAAAAAACACAGGAUCUGCCUGCUGCUGUGACCCUGGGGGCAGAGAGCCUGAUUGGAACUGUCAUGGCGAGGGACCCAGACCCAGCCUCCAUCACAGCUCUGCAGUGUCUGGCAUCUGGGGCUAGACUCUCAGAACAUUCUGGAAUGGCCCCCUUUGUGUUCAGGCUGUAGUUCACUGGUGAAUAAGGGUGCCAGACCCACCAAUGUUCCUCUACCCCAGGAGUGGCACUUGUCACACCUCCUCUUUACCCCAAGCCAUGCGUGUCUCUCCCUUUCCAAACCCAAUUCAUGUCUGAAACGCAGAACAGCACCAAGAAUUGUGGGUAAACAUGGAUAUGCAAUGCUAUUCAUGAGAGUCCCAAGCCCACUGUUUGUCACAGUCUCCCUGAGCUCCUGAGAUAGGCUCAGCUACAUCCUCCUGCCCUUCCUGCUUCCCCUCAGGAACCUGGGGACCACAGCCUAUCAGGAGAACACAGGCACCAGGCUCUCCCUUCCUAUCGCAUUGAGGACUUCUGUCUCCGGCUUGGUCACAGCCUGAGAUGCAUGUUCAGAGGGAGAAGAAACAAUCUCUCAAAAUGUUAAAAUAUACUCGGGCCAGCCAGGCUACCCACCUGAUCCCUGCUGCAGGUGUGACCUCCAAACCCCCAGCCAACUUCCACUGGAAACUCCUGAUGGCCAAUGCUUAUACCACCUUUAGGGGCCUCAGGCAAAUGGGCUCUCUCCCUAGACUAUGGCCCGCCUGUAAAUGGCCAGGAUUGGGUCAUUUAGACAGUCAAGCGCCUUGCCACUCACUCAGUUUCUGCUUCUACUGAUGUGGAGCUCAGGAGUGGACUACCUCUGCCUCAUUCCAGAACUGACAUGGCCACCCUUGCCCACGCUGGACAGUUUCUCAGAACUAGCCUGCUGACCACCAGUGUCUCUGACAGCAAAAUUCUCGAGUCCUUACACUUCUUCUGGAAGGUCUAGAGUCUGCCUUUCAGAACUGUUCAAGGCCAAUAUACCAGGUAGGCUUAGUGUCGCCAAGAUGAAGGCAUCGUCUGAGAAGAAACCAUGGCCUUGGCUGGCCCAUCCGCCCCCGCACCACUCGACUUGGCCCCCAGAGUCAGACUGCCAAGGAAAGAGACUUCUGGUCCCCUUCCCCAAAUGCUCCCAACCAAGGACCUCUUGUUCUCUCAGAAUCCAGGGCCUUGUGGACGAAUUGUGGAAUACAGCAGUGGUCAGCAAACUACAGCCUGUGGGCCACAUGUGGCCACUGCCUGUUUUUGUAAAUAAAGUUUUAUUGAACAGCCACAAUUAUGUAAUGGCAGUUUUUGCUCUACAACUGCAGGCUGGAAGUUGCCACAGGCUAGCCCACAAAGUCCAAAAUACUCAUCUUCUGAGUUUUAAUGGGGAAAGUGCUGAUUCCUAAUCUGUGGCAAUACCAGGUACCUGCAAAGGUGAUCCAGGGACAGGAGACCAAGGGCAGAAACAGGGCAGGAAUGAAGGGAGGGGCGGGCUGUGGCAAACUGGAGCAGGUGCCUGGUCCUGCCCUUUGGGAAUGUUGCCAGGCCUUCCAUAUUUUUGUAAGGUAAACAGAAAUCUGGAUUCUUAUAUGGAAUCUCACUAUGGGGGAGGCGAGGUCUCAUUUUUAUCACAUAACUAAAGAAUUUUAAAAGUCCUGUGAGGACCAAAUAAAACGUGUCUGAGGCAGUCAGCCAUGAUAGUGGGUCUGAGCAGGCUGGGCAGGGGCAGAACACUCAACUGGACCUGUUUGUCCCUCCACUCUCGCUGCUGCCUGGACCUCACAGGGUCACACCCUGGGCUCAGCCCACUUAAGACCCUUCCACUCACCCCCUUCCUGUACAAGAACCUCUGAGGUGAAGAGAGGAAUGGGUGUUCUCCAAAUGGCUGACGUUCCAGUCACAAUGAGGGUCUGGGUCCUGUGCCAAGGACUCUUAGCAAGCCUGUGAAGGCAGCUGAAGGGUGCCAGUGAGAAACGCCCAAGAGUCUGCUGGAACAGCCCAGAGGCUGGGCGCCCUCUGGUGGAGGCCAUCCUUAAAACCCUGCCACUCAGCUUCAAGGAGAAGAGAC